Molecule: messenger RNA, 291 nt
Organism: Priapulus caudatus
Lineage: Eukaryota; Metazoa; Priapulida; Priapulimorpha; Priapulimorphida; Priapulidae
Product: PHD finger protein 20-like protein 1
Exons: 4
Coding region: 1-291 (96 amino acids)
Biological process (GO): regulation of transcription by RNA polymerase II
Cellular component (GO): NSL complex; nucleus
Source: RefSeq, a predicted model, not a curated record
AUGACAUCUACAUACAUGCGGUAUCCGUCUAAGAUAGUUGAAGUGGAUCUGGAAGAACAAGAGAUACUCCUUCACUUCGAGCGAUGGAGCUCUCGUUACGACGAGUGGGUGAACUUCAGCAGCGACCGCAUACGCCCCGUCACCCGCAUCUCCACGCGCAAGGGCCACGGCAAGGCCGGCAAGAUCGUGCCGAUGAAGGUCGGGGACAGGGUGAUGGCGAAGUGGUCGGAUUGCAGGAAGUAUGCCGCCACGGUCACGUGCGUUCACGCCGACGCCGAUGAAGUUCGUUAG